This is a messenger RNA of Aspergillus caelatus, 2585 nucleotides long. Its product is annotated as HET-domain-containing protein. The coding region runs from base 184 to 2121 and encodes 645 amino acids. Lineage: Eukaryota; Fungi; Ascomycota; Eurotiomycetes; Eurotiales; Aspergillaceae. The record is from RefSeq and is a predicted model, not a curated record. The transcript has 2 exons.
GUAAAUGCCUAUCUAACCCUCUGUUGUGACUGAAGAGAAUCCAAGCUCAAUGCUUUAGCACAUUUCCGUAUAUCUUGUUGACAUUGAAUUGUUGUUGCUAUCCGCCGUAUUGCUGGUUGUUUCAAUCAUGAUCCAUAGGGCGGAUAUCAAUUUAUCAAAUUUGUAAGACAACGAGAUAGCAAGAUGCGCCUUAUCAAUGUACAGACCUUUCAGCUGGAGGAGUUUUUCAACGAGCAAGUGCCUCCUUACGCCAUACUUUCACAUACGUGGGGAAAUGAUGAUGACGAGGUAUCAUUUCGCGAUAUUACCGAGGGAAAUACUGGGGAUGCCAGUUGUUGGCCGAUUAAAUUCAAGGGAUGUUGCGAACGUGCAGAGAAGGAUGGUUUUACACAUGCAUGGAUAGACACCUGUUGUAUUGACAAGACUAACUCAGUGGAACUUGGUGAAGCCAUCAAUUCUAUGUUUCGAUGGUAUAGCAAGGCAUCUGUUUGCUAUGUCUAUCUUUCUGAUGUUACUGCCGAAGAUCGCAAGAUGCUAUCCUCUCAAAUCUCCUCCAGCCGCUGGUUGCAACGGGGUUGGACAUUACAAGAACUUCUGGCACCAAGUCGUCUCCAUUUCUUCAAUUCAAAGUGGCUGGAUAUCGGAAGUAAGGCCCAAUGGGCAGGUCUGAUUGAGACGAUCACAGGCAUAUCGCGCCCAUUCCUUCUAGGCAGAAGACCGUUGUCAGAAGCAAGUAUUGCACAGCGCAUGUCUUGGGCUUCCAAAAGAACAACAAAGCGGAAGGAAGACAUUGCUUAUUCUCUUCUUGGGGUUUUCAAUAUCAUGAUGCCGAUGAUAUACGGCGAGGGUGACCGCGCAUUCAUACGCCUACAAAGGGAAAUUAUAAAAGAAACACGAGAUGAUUCUAUCUUUGCAUGGGGCUUGAAGUCCGCAUCAUCUUUCUCCGCUAACCACGAAGAUAUAAUAUCUGCCGGAAUAUUUGCAUCUUCGCCAGCCGAUUUUAUCAACACCGGUCAUAUUCUGUCAGUGAAGAGUGAGAACAGAUACCCGACUGCAUUCGGUUUCGACCGCGGAUAUAUCCGAGGAACCUUCCCGCUUUAUACGAGCCCAGACGGUCAGCUCUUUGGAAAGCUAAGUUGCGGGCCUAGCACGAAAGGUGUUGAGGGGCAGAUAGUGGGGAUCCCACUUAGUAGUGAGUCGCCCGGUGAAUACUACAUUCGACCCGAAGGGCGUUACGCAGAACUGCUCCCAGAUAUUGAAGGUGUAAGCUUCACUCCAAUAAUCUAUAUCAAGGCUGAGCGACACGAGAAAAAAGCUACAAUGGGUACCAAUAGAAGCCGUUUUUUUAUUGAAGAGCCUAUAAAUGUAGGCUUGCAAUUGGUUGAAGUGGAACCACAAGACUGCUGGUGGAAAGACGAUUCCCAAAUCGUACUAGAAAACGCCACUGCUGAUAACACCAUACAACGAGCUUGGGCUCGAUUUCGCCAAGAGGCAGAGGGAGCUAAUGACUUCCUUGUGCUAUUUGAAUCGAGAAUACAGGGAUCUCAGCUAAAGACACGAAGUCACAUUAUGACUUCUUCCCAAACGACUGCUCUGAAGAAGUUGACUGAGCACCGUAGCCGUAUCCGGAAAGCAGCAUUUGGCAAGAAGGUUGCUACUGACGGCGUGCUCAGUAUCCAUAUGACAGUGGAGCAAGAUACAGUUGAACAAGGGAUGUUUGUUGUCAAGUUAGCUAAAGCAACGGCCUUACCCACUGUCACUGUGAAUGCGACGUUCGAGUUAGAACUACAGGCGGCAGUGUCUGGGUUGCAAAGCGCAGGGAAAAGACAAGAUGAAAUUCUUCUUGAGAUCGACCGUUUCAACCAGCAAAGAGGAACAACACUAACCUGGGAUUCUGUUAGGAGUCGUCUAGAUGCUAUAAAUGAGGAGAAAUGUGUAUUAGAGAGGAUUGAAAAGUCAAAGACUGAAUGGAUAAAAGAUGGAUUCCCAUUUUUGAAGCAGGCGAAUAGUCUUGCUGAAACAGCUCUAGUAAAUGGUUAUGUGCCAGUGCUGGAGAAAAAGGCGGGAACAGGACAUUCUGGUGAAGUGACAGCAGAACGAUUAUAUGUGAUGCUUUACUGACCAGAAUCUAGAGGACCAUCAGGAACAAGAAGUUCCAGCUUUGGCCACUCCCCAGAAAGGAUUGGUUGACUCACUAAUAGCAGCUGGAAAAUGGUUUUGGUGAAUGGGUUUACGGCCCAUAUGACUUUUCUUAUACUCUGCGAUCGUUUCAGGUCGCAAAGAGUUUCAUCUGCGAGGGGAUAAAGCGUAUCUCAUUGUGGGCGGCCUGAAAGGACUUUGUGAAAGCUUAGCUGUCUAGCUCGCCCGCGGCUUAAAUCGCCCGAUUUCCCUCAUCCCUACGCCUGAUCCUCCGCUCGAAGAGAUGAGGUAAAAUCGCCUAUAUCGUUAUAUUUUUAUUAUUGUAGGGAACGCGUCAAUGCGUCAACAUAUUUUCUAGCUGGAAUCCUAGCUAGCAAGACAUAUAUAGGAGGCUUGGCUAGCUUCCUGGAAUACUGCCAAUAUAAUCCACAGCCCCGGGAUAGGAC